Colius striatus (speckled mousebird) is the source of this 4567-nucleotide messenger RNA. RefSeq names its product ring finger protein 157 (gene RNF157). The coding region runs from base 101 to 2149 and encodes 682 amino acids. Gene Ontology annotation, molecular function: ubiquitin protein ligase activity. Gene Ontology annotation, cellular component: cytoplasm. The record is from RefSeq and is a predicted model, not a curated record. Gene Ontology annotation, biological process: protein ubiquitination. Lineage: Eukaryota; Metazoa; Chordata; Aves; Coliiformes; Coliidae. The transcript is spliced from 19 exons.
CGGAGCGGAGGAUGCUGCGGGCGGGGGCCGCCGCCGCCAGCCCCGGUCCCGGGCGGGAGGGCGUCCCGCCGCAUCCCGCCCGCUGAGCUCCGGCCCGGCCAUGGGGGCUCUGACCAGCCGGCAGAACGCAGGGGUGGAGGAGGUGGAUGUCCCCGCCAAUUCCGUCUACAGAUACCCCCCGAAAUCCGGGAGCUACUUUGCCAACCACUUCAUCAUGGGUGGGGAGAAGUUCGACUCCACACACCCUGAGGGUUACCUCUUCGGCGAGAACAGCGACCUCAACUUCCUGGGGAACCGGCCCGUGGUGUUCCCUUACGCUGCUCCACCUCCUCAGGAACCCGUCAAGACCCUCAGGAGCUUAAUCAACAUCCGGAAGGACACGCUGCGCCUCGUCAAGUGCUCGGAGGAGGUGAAGACCCCGGGGGAAGAAGUCAGCAAAGCCAAAGUGCACUACAACGUGGAGUUCACCUUCGACACGGACACACGCGUGGCCAUCACCAUCUACUACCAGGCGAGCGAGGAGUUCCACAACGGGGUGGCGAGUUACAUCCCCAGGGACAACAGCCUGCAGUCCGAGACCGUGCACUACAAGCGGGGGGUGUGCCAGCAGUUCUGUGUGCCCUCCCACACCGUUGACCCCUCGGAGUGGAGUGAGGAGGAGCUGGGCUUCGACCUGGACCGGGAGGUGUAUCCCAUGGUGGUGCAUGCGGUGGUGGAUGAAGGAGAGGAGCACAAUGGACACUGCCAUGUGCUGCUGGCCACCUUUGAGAAGCAUAGUGAUGGCACAUUCUGUGUGAAGCCCCUCAAGCAGAAGCAGGUGGUGGAUGGUGUGAGCUACCUUCUGCAGGAGAUCUAUGGCAUCGAGAACAAGUACAACACGCAGGACUCCAAGGUGGCCGAGGACGAGGUGAGCGAUAACAGCGCCGAGUGUGUCGUCUGCCUGUCGGACGUCCGCGACACCCUCAUCCUGCCCUGCCGCCACCUCUGCCUGUGCAACACCUGCGCCGACACCCUGCGCUACCAGGCCAACAACUGCCCCAUCUGCAGGCUGCCUUUCCGAGCCUUGCUUCAGAUCCGAGCCAUGAGGAAGAAGCUGGGUCCUCUCUCACCCACCAGCUUCAACCCCAUCAUUGCCUCGCAGACCUCUGACUCCGAGGAGCACUCGUCCUCAGAGAACAUCCCCCCAGGCUACGAGGUGGUGUCGCUGCUGGAGGCCCUGAACGGGCCGCUGAUGCCGUCGCCGGCGCUGCCAGCGCUGCGGGCACUGCGGGAGCCCCCGGGCACCGGCUCUCUGCCCUCCUACGGCACCGACGGGCCCCUGCCCCCGCUGCGGGCCAUGGAGCCCCUCGAGCGGCUCCACGACUGCGGCCCCCCGGGGCUCAAGAUGAAGAAGAGCCUCUCCAAGUCCAUCUCCCAGAACUCCUCCAUCCUGCCCGAAGAGGAGGAUGAGAAGUCGUGCACCGAGUCAGAGCUGAGGAUCCCCAGGAGAUCCCCUGCCCGGCAUGAGGAGGAAUGUGGUGCAACGCCAGAGAGUGAAAACCUCACCAUGUCAUCGUCAGGAGCCAUCGACCCAUCCUCGUGCACUGGGACUCCCCUCUCCUCCACCAUCUCAUCCCCAGAAGAGCCCGUCAGCAGCAGCCUGGCUCAGUCCGUCAUGUCCAUGGCCUCCUCCCAGAGCCAACACUCCCAGCUCAGCACUGACACCAUGUCCUCCAUGUCUGGCUCCUACAUUGCUCCUGGCACAGAGGAGGAGGAGGAGGAAGGAGACAUGCUCCCCUCACCCGCAGCUGCCAGUGCCACAGCCUCUGAUGGAGAGUCAACGCCUGUGGAGUCCCCGGAUCUGCACUUUGUCAGCAUCUCAGCUGAGGAGUGUGAUGCUGAGGGCAAUGACGUGCUGGAGGAUGAGGACGCCUCUCCCACGCAGGAAGACGGCCUGAGGACAGGCGCUUUCCUCGGUCUGACGUGUGACAAUAACAAUGACUUGGGCAUCGCGCACGUGAAAGCGCUGGACAAUAAACUGUGCUCUGAGGCCUGCUUACCUGGCCCAGAGGCAGCCAACAACUACGUCCAGCUGCAUCAGGCACCCUGGUCCCACGGGUCCCCCGGCACCCAAGACCUGGAGCGGGCAGCGGUCACUCUCCCUGUGUGAGGGGUCAGCCUCGGUGAGGGGAUGCACUCCCCCUGCCCACCCAGAGGGACCCUGGUGUCUGGGCACUGUGGGCUUUGCCACCUCCACUCCUUGGCUGCAGCUUUUCGAAAGGAAAGAUGAUAACCUCGACUUUUCCUCCCCAUCCUCCCUGUGCUGAGGGGGGCCGAGAGCCACAUCACUUCUGAGCCCCCCACCAGCACCUUCCCUUCCUCCAGCCCCCGUGGGGAUGGGCUGGGGUCCCCUCCUGCUCCAGCCACCCCACACCUCAGGCUCCUGUCCUCCAGCGUGUGCAGCAGAUGGAGGGUGCUGGGAGGCGGCUGGGGGGUGAUGAUGGAAAGUGCCCAGGGGUGCAGGUUAAGGAGUGUCAUCAUGGGCAGCCUCAGUGCGUGAGCCAGUGCCCUUCCUGGGGGGCUGGCCUCCCUCAGGCUUGCUGGACUGUGCCCCUGCCAUGCUGUGGGAUGUCCCCGUGCCAUGGGAUGUCCCCCUUACUGCACUGGCAGUGAUGAUGCCCUCCUGCCUCCCCCUCCCUCCCCUCUCCUCCCGGGCUCUUGGGCAGGGCCUUUGAGGUUGCUUGUCCCCAGGGGAUGGAGCAGGGUGGCAGGGGUGGGGACGGGUCCUGCUAUCUGACCCCACUCAGUCACCAGCCCCCUGGGACAUGGCUGGCUGAUCCUCACUGUCUUCCUCCCUGCCGUGAGCCAGGGGCUGUGCCCUCUCUCUGGAACAAGUGCCAAAAGUGUCUCCCCAUCUCGCCCAUCCUGCCCCUCCAUCGCACUUCGUAGCAGGGGGUGGCUGAGGGUGCAGGAGCUGCCCUCACCCCUCCACUCCCACCUCUCCAUCCCCAUCCCUCUGGCCAGCACUGGGCUGACAGCAGAUGCAGGUUUUGCUCCAGGGGACAGGCAGAGGGGGACACCAAUGGGGUAAAUGUCACAGACAUCGUGGUCUUGGUGAGGUAGUUGGCAGAGGCCAGGCUCCAACACAGAGAAUGUCAGGGACCGGCAGAAGCCACUUUUAGGAGUAUCAGACCCAGCAUCUCAGAUAGGGGGGAGAGGCUGAGCCCCUCUUUUUCCCCUACUUGAUUUUCUCAGCAGCAUGAUCCAGGGGAGAGUCCCCCCUCCCUGAGGCCAGGGCAACAGCAAAGGCCACCUCCCCCUGGCAAGAGAGAAAGAGGUUUCCAAGCUGUGUGAGGACAGAGCUGUUCAUGCAGUGGCAGCAACAUCCUGCAGCAGGUGUGGGCUGUGUACGGGGAGCAAGUUCCCACUGCCCGUCCCCGUGGGGCAGCGCUGGCUGUGCUGCUGGCUGGGGCUCCUGAAGGGGGUAAAGCCCUUUUUGGAGUUGGGGGAGGCUGUUUGCCUGGCUCACAGUUUGGGCUGUGGUCUCUGCUCACUCUGUGGCCUCAGUGUGAGCUCUGUCUGAGUGAGGGGGGAGUGUCAUCCACCCUGCUGCUCCCUCCUCCGAACUUCCAUCACCCCACCGUGUCUCCUGGCAGCUCCAUAGCUCCCAAGUGUCUCGCUGGGAAGCUGAGGCUGGGUGCUUGAUGGGGGGUGACAUCUCCACACUGACAUCCUGGGGCAUGGGAGCUGCUCAGAGCACAGAGGGAUGGAGUGGUGGGGGAGAAGCCUUGUGCCUGUGUGUGGGGGACAGCUCUGGGUGUCCGGCUCUGAGGACCCAUCAGUGCUGCACCGGGCACGGGGAGAGCUUUGGGGGUUCACUGUGCUGCUGAGCUGAGAAAGCCAGGGAGGCUGCAGGAUGCCACCCUCUGACCUGGCCACGAGAGAGGAAAUUGAGCUGAUGCUCCAAAGGUGGUACCAAAGGCCAACCUUGCUUGUGGUUUCAAAGGGGAGGAUGAGGGCUCUCCAGGCCUGGCCUGGCACCGGGACACAGGCCUGUGGUGGUGCUGGUGGCUGUGGGCAGGGCAGGGCAGGCAGGUCCUUGCUCAGGAAGGUCCCAGGAAGUGACUGGGAGUGUUUUCUGGCUGUUCCUCAAGGCUGCAGGAGAAGCCAAGGCAGGUGCUGGGGCAGCUGUGGGUGGGCACCAUUGCUCACUGCGAGGGGCCGUGGCUGCUGGCGAGUGCAUGGCUGUGGGGAGGAGCUGGGGGGACGCUGCAGCCCAGCACCACGCUGCUGCCUGGAUGGGACCAACCCCAUGAGCAUCCUCUUCUGUGCCCAGCAGAGAGGGGCUGUGAGGGUGGGUGACACCGGUGCUGUCCUCAGCCACCCAGAAGGGAUAAGGGGAGGGUGGGAGCCUCCAGUGCAGCAGUGUGGGGUGAAAGGCCCUUUGUCCCUCGGGGCAGCCUCUUGUUGCAGUGGUCCACCUGUCAGGGAUGAAGGAAGGAAACCAGAUUGCUGCUUCUGACUCUGCUUUGAGCAUGUUUUGGGUUUUCAGAGUAUGUUUAAUAAAGGGUAUCUUAUGUCAACAAAA